Effrenium voratum is the source of this 2434-nucleotide messenger RNA. The record is from the annotation of a GenBank genome assembly. NCBI's taxonomy places the organism in Eukaryota, Dinophyceae, Suessiales, Symbiodiniaceae.
AGGCGUUUUGCCUCAGCCUCUUUUCACGAGCUUUUCGCCUGACAGCCAUGGAGGUGAUGGACACGCAAAUCAAUCGUGCCAUGGUUGGAGGUGGGUUGUCCCUGGCGGUGGCUGUUUUUGUCCUCUUCGCCUGGGCGCGGGUUCUCCUCCUGCGGGCCAAGUUGGCGAGGGCCCCGAAACCCGUGGCGCCGAGUUUGCUGGCCAAGGACCUGGUGGAUGAUGUGGUGCGUGAGGAGGAGCUGGUGGUGGUGCUGAGCUGCUACCGGGAGACCCAGGAGGAGUUGAAGCACAGCUUGGGAACCGUGGGGUUUCAGGGGACCUCCGCAGACGUGGCCUCCGAGUCCUCUUCCUCGCGGUCGGAGGAGUCUUCGGCGGCCGAGGUCGGCCCGGCGACGCGGCUCAUGAUCUUCCUGGACGGGCUGCAGGGCAAGGAGGAGCAGGUGCUGCAGUUGCUCAAAGGGUCCCUUCAGGGCCCCGAUUUUGAGAGCAGCACUCAAGCGCCCAGCAGCUCCGGCUCCGGCUCGCAGAGCCGCGCCUCGAGCCCCCGCAGCGAAGAGGCGUCGCCGCUGGCAAAGAUGGAGGUGGACUUCGGCUCGGACUUCGACACGCUACAGGCGAUGAUCGGCUUGCUGCCCUUGAGGAAUCCUGAGCGUGUCCACGGCUGCGUGCGGGUGCAGGGGGAGCUCUCAACCAGUGGCCGCGACGUUCCCUUUGAGCUGUACAUCAAGACGAGCUGUGCGCGGUCCAAGCGCGCCAGCCAGGCGCUGUGCAUGUCUCUGCUGAGUUCAGGAAGUGACCUGGAGAGCGGCCGUUCUGCAGGGCCUCAAGCGCUGCUGCUCUUGGACGGCGACUGCCGGGUGAAGGCUCUGCACGUGCCGGAGCUCUUCCGUUGCCUGCGGCAGCAGAAGCUGGCGGCCUGCGGGCCCUUCAUGCUGGCGGAGAAGCGGACCAGCUUCUGCCUGUUGGUCCAGCUGGUGCGGGACUGGGCCUCCCAGCGAGUGCUGUGGCUGGGCCAGAGCUUGUUCCGCUUCCAGGCCCCGCUCAACGGAUCCUGCGCCCUGUACUCCAUGGAGGCCGUGCAGGCCAUUCAGGACCACUUCUGCCGGGCUGUGCGGGAGGACUCCAUGAUGGACAACAUGCGGAUCGAGAUGGGGGAGGACAGUUUCAUGACGAACCUCGUCCACGAGCACGUCCAGGAGAAAUUGCACGGGGUGCACGGCAUCCGCUUCAUGCCGCAGUGCCACGCCAGCUCCUUCAUGCCCGAGACCUGGCUGGAGUAUUUGGCCCAGCAGUGCCGCUGGAAGCGAAGCCACCUGGGGAACCGCAGCGCCUUGCUGCUGAACCCCAAGGUCUGGUGCUGCUCGCCUGGGCGCUGGCCUUUUUGGCUGGUGCACGUGGCUUCCUUCCUGUGGACGCCCCACUUGGCCCCGGCCACUCUGACGCUGUGGUUCGCCCACCUGGCCGGCGAAGCUCUCGAGGAUGCCGGCCUUGCGAAUGGCGCUGCCGCUGGCGUGCAUGCCGCGCUGUGGCUGGCGAUCUGUGUGUACGCGGUGCUGUCUCGUGGCUCUGUGCCUUCCAAGCCGAAGAUGCACACGGCCUUCACGGGCUUUUUCAUGAUCCUGGGCGCCCUGCAGAUGUUCUUGCUGGCCCACCGGAGUGUCUACUUCCUGGCGAUGCCCCUGGCCAUGUCCGCGGCGCUGCUGCUGCUGCAGCUGCCCCACGGGUUGCGGGUGCCCUGGGCGGGUCUGCUGGUGCUGGCCGUUCCCUUGGCAGCCUUCGUGGAGCUGGUGCAGCAGCCGGUGGUGGCGGUGGCCAACGCGGAUGGGGUCAGCGCCAAGUGGGCCACACGAGAGAAGACGGAGGAGGCGGAGAAGCCGCAGGCUGCCAAGGCGAAGGAGGCGCCGGAGGAUUGGCGUGGGCACGCGAUGGCCAUCCGUUCCUGGAGUCGUUGGAUCUUGCUCGCCCUUUGGCUCUUUGCGAACUUUGCCUUGGGAGCCGUGCCUUUGAGCCUGGGUUAUGCUGGGCUGGCGGGCUCCGUGGUGGCCUCGAUGCUGGUGACCAACCUGCUGCUGCAUGUGCUGCUCGCACUGGUCUACUCCCUUUGGCUCGCCUUCUUCCGUGCCCGGUCAAGGGCUUUCGGGGAAAGGCGUGCAGAAUGUGGUGCCUAGCGGCGCAGGGUUUCUUUUUCCUAAGGCGAAUGUGAAGUGUGCUAAGUUUUGUUUACACCGAAAGCACGGCAAAGGCCUCGCGGUGUAACGCAUGCUAAGCUUGUUAGCAGGCCAAAAGCACUUAGCACCAAAGGCAUGAACAUAAUUCACGUGUGCUAAUUUGUUUAGCACUGAAUUCAAGUCAAAUUCCUGCCCCUUUAAAUUUCGAGCGUGCUAUUUACUAGCACCGCAAGAAAUGUGCCCAAAGGGAAUCUUCAAUUCGCACA